Molecule: messenger RNA, 690 nt
Organism: Psylliodes chrysocephalus
Lineage: Eukaryota; Metazoa; Arthropoda; Insecta; Coleoptera; Chrysomelidae
Source: the annotation of a GenBank genome assembly
AUGUGCGCAGCUAUGGAAAAUCUGGAUUUGGAUGUGGUGAAUCGGCAGUACUUUUUCGAAGGAAAUCAUUUCGUGCACGCGAACGGUAACAGUAACGGCAGUACGACUGGAUCAUCGACCGGCAGUGAUUUGUUUUUUUAUGAUGAGAACAGUAGCGAUUCGGCAGUGUCCAGUUUUUCGUAUGGCAGUGAUCAGGAAAAUCAUUCUGAAUUUAAAGACCGAUUACAUAGACACAGAAGACGUAGCAAAUGUCCUCAGCAACAGAUCCAACAGCGUCAGGCCGCCAACCUGAGGGAACGAAAAAGGAUGCAGUCCAUCAACGACGCCUUCGAAGGACUAAGAGCGCACAUCCCUACGCUGCCGUACGAGAAGCGCUUGUCCAAAGUUGACACGUUGAAGCUGGCAAUAGGAUACAUUAAUUUUUUAGGUGAAUUAGUGAGGACUGAUAAAAAUUCGAAUACGGAAUAUUUCAAUGGACACAACAGAAAUUUGAGGCAGGAUGAACCUAAGAAAAUUAUUAUUCGAGGUGGAGGUGGACUCUACACAGCCCAUUCGUUAUCCUGGUCAAGAGUGAAAGAACCUAAUCCGAAUGGUACGAUGCACGCCAAAAUUUGGAUGCCCGAAGAUCCUAGAGCCAACAAAGAUAGCGCUAAUACCUCUUCUUCGUCGUUUAAUUUAACAACAGAUUAG